Messenger RNA from Blepharisma stoltei, 525 nucleotides. Lineage: Eukaryota; Ciliophora; Heterotrichea; Heterotrichida; Blepharismidae. The record is from the annotation of a GenBank genome assembly.
AUGGCAGCCAAAGACAUCAAGAAAAUCGUCAAUAUUCUGGCUUAUGCAGGAAUUGCAAAACCAACUGCCAAGCUAGGCCAAGCUCUAGGGCCACUUGGGUUGAAUAUGGCUCAGGUUUGCAAGGAAUUAAAUGAAAUGACGAACCAUAUUCGCACAGAAACACCAAUCAAAGCCAAACUCUAUGCAAGAUUCGACAAAACUUAUACAAUUGAGCUCCAGUCACCUCCUACAAGUUGGAUGAUAAGGAGAGCUGCAGGAAUUGUUGUAAAAUUCAAUUAGAAAGGAUCGCCUGCUCCUGGGCAUGAAGAUGUAGGGGUAAUCUCUGUCAAAAGCAUUUAUGAAAUCGCAAAGCUUAAGCAAGAAAUGGAUAAGGAAUUCCAAAAAAUUAGUUUACAAAGUAUUUGCACUGUAAAAUAUAUGUAGCAAAUUGUAGGAACUUGCAAGUCUAUGGGCGUGAGAAUAGUGGAAGAAAGAACCAAGCCUAAUUCAAGAAGAAUUCUUGUUAGAAAAAUAGGACAAAAAUAA